CAGGCCCGGUCUCAUUGGUGCGUUGCCCUGUCACACACAUUUCAACUCGCUGGCCAUCUUCCUGCUUGCUGCCCGUGUAAUUUGUAUUUGAGGAGGGGAGAGAGGGCUCGGGUUUCACGUUCGGGACGGAAGCGGGGAAGAAAUAAUUUAAAUGACACAAAUAUAUCGUGAAGUCUCACGGCAAGCAGCAAGCACCGAUUCCAGCGCACCGCACCCUUCCAACAGACGGCCCGAACGGGAAACCCCGAUGGGUAUGCGGGGAACUUUCACCGUGCCUGCUCCUCUUCGGCUGUCUUUUGUUUUUCAGCAUUAGUGCUUUAGCAAGCUGGCUAGCUGAGCUAAGAACUUAACGCCAGCCCUGCCUUGUGUCAACCGACACCGACGUUCAGGUAGCCUAGUCCUUGGAGUAACACUGUAGCCGGAACGUUACGAGUUACCCAGCUGGCCAGCACACACUCACGGUGAAAUGCGGUUCCGCAUUCUGCAUCUCAUUAUCUACAGUUCGUAGUCGCCUUUAUCCGAACAAAGGAGAAAUGAACUUAGGGGAGCCCAAUCAAUGUCUGUGACAUUCGCUACGGUUUCGGCGACAGAGAAGGACACUGAGCUUUACUUAUCAGACAAAAGACCUUUGUCCGGGAGGUAGGAUUCCGCGUGAGGACUAUGGCAUCGGUGAAAUCUAAGGCAGGAGCGAACAAUGAGAGCAGCCCGUACCGGGAGAGCGCGCGGGCAGGCGCAGGUAGCCCCUCGCUGGUGGCCGGUGCCGCAUCGCUGUCAUUGACCAGCAGCAGAGCGUACUCGCUCGAGGACUUUGACACCGUCGCCACUGUGGGCACAGGCACGUUCGGGCGUGUGUUUCUGGUUCGGGAUAAGAAGAGUCGUGGGUUCUUUGCACUGAAGGCCAUGAAGAUCCCCGACGUGAUCCGACUCAAACAGGAGCAGCACGUCCACAAUGAGAAGGAGGUCCUCAGUGAGGUCAACCACCCCUUCCUCAUCAAGCUGUUCUGGACUCAUCACGAUGAUCGGUUCCUCUACAUGCUGAUGGACUACGUUCCGGGCGGAGAACUCUUCAGCUACCUGCGGAGCCGCGGUCGCUUCGGCAACACCACGGGUAUGUUCUACUCGUCGGAGAUCGUGUGCGCCAUCGAGUACCUGCAUGCUCGGAACAUCGUCUACCGCGACCUCAAGCCCGAAAACAUCCUGCUGGACCGCGACGGACACAUCCGACUCACUGACUUUGGCUUCGCCAAGAAGCUCUCCGACAGGACCUGGACGCUGUGCGGCACCCCUGAGUAUCUGGCCCCAGAGGUCAUCCAGAGCAAAGGUCACGGCCGCGCCGUCGACUGGUGGGCCCUCGGAGUUCUCAUCUUUGAGAUGCUGGCAGGGUAUCCUCCGUUCUUUGACGACAAUCCGUUUGGCAUCUACCAGAAGAUCCUGGCCGGAAAGCUGGAAUUCCCACGCCAUCUGGAUUUCUACGUAAAAGAUCUCAUCAAGAAGUUUCUGGUUAUUGACAGAGCAAGGAGGCUGGGCAACAUGAAGAAUGGAGCAGACGAUGUGAAGAAACACCGCUGGUUCAAACCUGUCGACUGGGAUGCCGUCCCUAUGAGGAGACUCAAACCCCCCAUUGUCCCAAAGGUGUCUCACGAGGGCGACACGUCCAACUUUGACGUCUACCCCGAGGAUGAGUGGAAGAAGGAACCUCCGGUUCCGCCGAAGGACCUCGAGGUCUUCAAGAACUUCUGAGGCAUAUCACUCUCCUCCCCACUCUCACUCUAUCUCCCUCUCUUUCUCUCUCUGUUUCUCUAUCCCUCCCUCUUUAUCUCUCUCUAUCUAUAUGUCUCUCUAUCUGUGUCGUCCUGUGAAGAUGACCAGUCCAACAGUCCAGUUGUCCUCCAGGCUCCGAUCACAGAGCUUAAAAACACGCCCAUUGGUUUGGGCUUGGAUGGUACCGAUGCGUUAUGUCAGUCUUAACGUGUCUUUCUGCUGGAGUUCAAAGGUCGAAGGUCAAAGGUACAUCUUACACAGACUCUACUGGACACCUGAUGCCUUUGGGAGACCUUAAGUAGCCUACCUUUUACGCAGGGGCCUCCUAAGGACCACCUGGUGCUGGUGUUCCACCACGCUGGGGUAGCCCUGGCAGUUUGACCCCAAAGCUGACCAGAGACGUGGUAACAGUUUCGCACAGAUAGCCUGGGGUCUACAUGGAUGACACAGUCGUACGUGUGUGUGUGUGAGUGUGUGAGUGUGUGAGUGUGUGAGUGUGUGAGAGAGAGAGAGAGAGAGAGAGAGAGAGAGAGAGAGA
This is a messenger RNA of Alosa sapidissima (American shad), 2299 nucleotides long. It is a transcript of the gene prkx, whose product is annotated as protein kinase X-linked. Gene Ontology annotation, biological process: protein phosphorylation. The coding region runs from base 661 to 1740 and encodes 359 amino acids. Lineage: Eukaryota; Metazoa; Chordata; Actinopteri; Clupeiformes; Clupeidae. Gene Ontology annotation, molecular function: ATP binding; protein serine/threonine kinase activity. The record is from RefSeq and is a predicted model, not a curated record. The transcript has 8 exons.